UGACAAAUAUGUAAAACAGAUGAAAAAAAAUCAUGAAUGCGUAUCAUAUUGUAGCCUUAGUUUGAAAAAUACAAUGGAUGUCUUGAGUAAGCACACUAAGUAUCAUUUUCACAUUUUUAUGGACAAGUGUAGGGUGCACUAUUCUCUGUUUGUCGUAGAUGCCAUAAGCCAGCGUGACUACGAACCGCUAUUAAUGAGCCCCCAUAUUCACUCUUUUUGUGCUCUAUCAAAGAUGUUGGUUCAAGAUCAUUAAAAAAAAAAAUAAGAAUUCUUUUUGGAAAAAACCAGACAUGCAUACAUCUUGUAUUGCUGAGCAUUAGAAGCAAGUUUAUGUUGCUAAUUGCUAAGGACGAAUGUGAUAUACAGAGGCUUUCUGGGAUCGAGAAAGUCCUCUGUAUUUUUAAGUUGCGAUUUAUCAAAGGAGCGUAAGGUUAAAACACACUUCAUUAAAUUAGACACAAUACUUAUGCAACGUCUGUGAUUCACCUUUUUUUUUUUUUCAAGAAAAAGGAAUUUCCUUUUUGGGAUUUGAUUAUUACAGGUGAAGAAAAAGUCUGAAC
Molecule: messenger RNA, 560 nt
Organism: Cokeromyces recurvatus
Lineage: Eukaryota; Fungi; Mucoromycota; Mucoromycetes; Mucorales; Mucoraceae
Exons: 1
Coding region: 74-253 (59 amino acids)
Source: RefSeq, a predicted model, not a curated record